Molecule: messenger RNA, 1059 nt
Organism: Paramecium tetraurelia
Lineage: Eukaryota; Ciliophora; Oligohymenophorea; Peniculida; Parameciidae
Exons: 2
Source: RefSeq, a predicted model, not a curated record
AUGUAAAUAUAAAUACCUCUUAUUUUCAUCCUUCAAAUUGUUAAAUAUAUACAUUCUUGUUAAAAUUCACAGUUAAAAAUUUCCCAAAUUUAACAAUAAAUAUAGUCCCAUAAAUUAAUAGAAAUUCUAAAAUUUUAUAUUGUCAAUAAGAAGAUGAUAAAUUAUAAUUAUAAUAAGGUUCAGUUAAUUAAAAUUAAUAUCCUCCUUCUUCCUGUUAAACUGUCAGUAUUCGAAAAUUAAAACCAUAGACAUUUUUAUUCUUAAAAAAUGAAGAAAACAUUUCUCAUAGAUGAAAUUUACAAGAAAAAUCUGAUCUAUUCUUAGAUUUACAAAUUAUUAACAUAAUUUAUAAUAAUGAAUUGUAUGAGUGAUGAAUGUUAAGAGAAAUUUCAGCAAAUUCUCCAGCUUAAAGAUUUAUUUAGCAUUCGCGAAGUUUUACCAUAAAGAGUGCAAAAAUAUAAGAUGUUUGAUAUAAAAUUCCAAUUAAGGUAAAUUCGUCAUCAAAAAUUGAAGAGAUUAGAUCAAAUUAUAAAUAGCUCUAUUUAUUCCCAACCAACUUAAUGUCAAUAAGGAACAGAAAAAUAAAUAUCAAAGUAAUUUAGGAAUUUAUUUCUUGCUGAUUAAUAAAAUAUCUGUUUGGGUUGUGAUAAAUACAUUUUUGAAAAAAAAGUGAUAUUAUUAUGUUAGGAUAAAUUUGCACACUGUUAUCAUUCAAGUUGCUUGGCGAAAAUGUUGAAAUAAUAAUUAGAAUCCAAAUGCAUUCAAUUUUAUUGUAUGUGUAAAAGUCAAAUUAAUAAUGGAUAAAUAAUAAGACAAAAGUAUUUUGAUUUAGAAGUAUAUGUGGAUAAAUUGAUGGAAAACUAAAUUCAAUAUUUCAAAAGUCGUCUACCUAAUAUAAAAACUUGUGCUAAUAAAAAUUGUAAUUUUUUUUGGCUAUUAAACGAUUCAGUUAAAAAAAGAAGUAAGUCCUAAUGUAAAUCUUACCCUAUUACUUAUUUACCCUCGAAAACAUCCAGGACUUCUUAUCUCAACUUUUGUCCUCAUUGUAGAUUUUUAUGA